This is a messenger RNA of Ceratotherium simum simum (southern white rhinoceros), 2045 nucleotides long. RefSeq lists its product as uncharacterized. Lineage: Eukaryota; Metazoa; Chordata; Mammalia; Perissodactyla; Rhinocerotidae. The record is from RefSeq and is a predicted model, not a curated record.
CGGGGGAGGGGGGAACCGGGGUGGGUGUGAUGGACUGGGGACGAGGGCAGGGGGUAAUAUCUGUGGAGAAAGGGGUUCCGUUUGGAUUUCCGCUCUGCGGCAUGAGGGAGCGGCGGGGUAAGCGGCACAGGGCGGCGAGGGGACGCGACAAGGCCCGCGGCCAGGGCGCCCAAGGCCAGGCCGGGGUCCGCGGGCGGUCGCAACUGGAGCCGGGAAGCAGAGGGGUGCAGAGGCUGCGAGAAAAACUGUGGAUGCCCUGGAACGGGCUCAUCGUGAUCGGGAAGAGAAUGGAACUCCUGGGUAGAAACACGCAAAAGCCUAGGAUGUGGGACCCGAAGCUUGGGUCUGAGUCCUGGAGACUGGAAGAUGUGGAAAAGACAGUCUCGAAAGGGAAAUCAGGCCGGAGUCAGGAAAGGAUGGAUGUGAAUCUACUGCACAGUGUAGCAAGUGCAUUACAGGCUUCAGCAGGUUUGGGGAAAGGCAGCCCAAAGGAGAUACGGGGAAAGCAAGAAGUCAGACGCAAAAUAGGAGCUGAAUCAGAGACUGCAGGGACUACAGCAGGGUCUAGGAAGGGGUCUGGGUUUAAAGAGAGCUUGAGGUUUACUGGGGUAGGGACCGGUGGAGAGGACUUGAGAUCCAGAGGAUAUAAACUAAGGCAGAAUGAGGAGGAGCGGAGGUCGAGUGGAGAGAAACUGAGGUCGAGUGGAGAGAAACUGAGGUCGAGUGGGGAGAAGCUGAGGUCGAGUGGGGAGAAGCUGAGGUCGAGUGGGGAGAAGCUGAGGUCGAGUGGAGAGAAGCUGAGGUCCAGUGGAGAGAAGUUGGGGACUAGUGGAGAGGAUUUGAGAUCCACUGGAGAUAAACUGCAGUCAAGUGCAGAGAAGCUGGGAUCCAGCAGGGAGAAGCUGGGGACCAGUGGAGAGAGCUUGGAGGGUUCAAGAACAGGGAGCAUAAAUGAAGAGAAAAUUGAAAGAGUGGUAGAAGUUAGUGGUGAUGAAAGAUUGAUAGAAGUUACUGAUGCUGUGAUGGAAAUUCCUUUUGAAGGGGUGGAGGGGAAUGAUGAAGAACUAGAAGGGGCUGAGAAAGCGGUGGAAGAUGUCUUGGGGGGGGUGAAUGACAUUAUUGACGAAUCUGUUUCUAUGGAAGAGAAAGAGGUUAUAGAUGAAGAACCCGGUGAAUGAGGCAGAUGAAGGAUUGAAGCUAACGAAGGAAAGAGAAGCAGAUAGAGGAAGUAUUGCAAGUUUAAGAGGAAAAAUUAGAGCCAAGCAGAACAUUAUUGACCGUCAGGGGGUAAACACAAGAGAGGAAAGGAGAGCAUCUGAGCCUAAGAGAAGAGAGAGUGUUAAUAAAGAGCUACUGGGGAUGGAAGGGGAGACCAGGACCAAAGGAAGUGAAGAAAAGCGAUAAAGAGGGAAAUGAGAACAUUUUGAGGAGAAAGAAAAAAUUUGAUAAGGUGUUGAUAGGUAGAAGAAAAUUGGAUAUUGGUUUCUUGGAGAAGAGCUAUUACCAAGGAGCUUGUAGGGGAAUGUUUGAGAAAUGGAUCUGGGAUGGGCUAGAAGGAUUUAGUUGAACACAUGCUUGGGUUUAUGAGAUGUAGGAGAAUGCAGAGUGAGGAAAAUGGAAAAUUACAGCAGGAUAAAGGAUAGAUAAUGAAGGUUAUGGAAGAAGAUGCAGGCUGAAGCGAGGAUCCUGAAGAAGAAUGAGGGUCUCCAAAGUGACAAAAGCAAGAGAAGAGAUAAGAAAGAAGUGAAGAAAAAAAAUCUCUGCCUUCCCAAGAUCAUCCAUUCCUUGUCUCCUCUGAUGAUUCUUUGAGCGCUGAGAAAUUGUUGCCUCUCUCAUAAGAGGCCUGCACGGACACAAAGUCAAGACGGGGAGUUUUCAGUUGUGUGGGUCUCUCAGAUUGCACUGCACGGUAUAUAAAUUAUGACCCAAAUAAUCAGACUUGUUCUUUGGCUGGAUCACAUUUUCUCCCAGCAUAUCAGACGCAUUCCACUGAGGCAACAGAAAGGAAAAGUGAAGAUCAAGACACCGUGACAGAUGGCAGCCAC